Molecule: messenger RNA, 255 nt
Organism: Paramuricea clavata
Lineage: Eukaryota; Metazoa; Cnidaria; Anthozoa; Malacalcyonacea; Plexauridae
Source: the annotation of a GenBank genome assembly
AUGCAAGCAAUGUUAUCGAAAAAGACUGUCGAUGUCAGCUCCCGCAAGUAUGGCGACUGGAAAGAUACAUUAGAAAAUCUGGUCCGAAACCUCAGUGUGCAGAAUGUAGGAAAGUUACCUUCGAUACAGGUGACACUUUGUUAUCAGUUGAUGCCCUUUAUGUUCCACGAGAUAAAGAUUUUUGUAUCCAGCGCACUUAUCGUUUCUGCGUGGAAUCGCAGUGCUUCAGCAAUAUAUCAAAAUUUUCAAAUUUGA